Anoplopoma fimbria (sablefish) is the source of this 2983-nucleotide messenger RNA. It is a transcript of the gene polg2, whose product is annotated as polymerase (DNA directed), gamma 2, accessory subunit. Gene Ontology annotation, cellular component: cytoplasm; mitochondrion. The transcript has 8 exons. Gene Ontology annotation, biological process: mitochondrial DNA replication. Lineage: Eukaryota; Metazoa; Chordata; Actinopteri; Perciformes; Anoplopomatidae. Bases 162 to 1541 code for a protein of 459 amino acids. The record is from RefSeq and is a predicted model, not a curated record.
AUCACUGAACAUGAACUUAGUGAUGACCUGUCAGGCGAGUUCACUCUGUUUUCAGUGUGUAUGGUGUUAAUAGUUCAUUUCACUUUAGCAUUUAGGGUCUGUUUUGACUUUACUCAUGAGGAGUCAUCACUCCAAUAGACAAUCUUUGGAUUUACUUCAUCAUGUUAUCUUAUUGUGUCAGAAACGUCCUAUCAAGGCAGCAAUGCAUCCUAAAAACCUCCCCAUGCACAAUAACACUGGCUCUGCAAAGCUGCAGGAGACCAUGCAGUUCAUCUCCAGGUGAGCAUCUGGAUCAGGUCGGCUCUCUGCUGCAGCUCUGUGUGGACAGGUACUAUGUCUCACCUGGUCAGACCAACACAGAGCUGUUUCAACGGGGCAUGAGCUGCAGCUAUGGGCCCCUGGGUAUGGAGCUGAGGAGGAACCUGCUGGAGCAGUGGUGGCACUCUGUGACCCAGUCCACAGAUCAGGUGUUUGGGAUAAACACUCUGAGCAGCAGCAAGGACACAGAAACAGAUGGACAGAGGCCACUGAGGAUGGUGGAGUCUGAUCAUUUAAAACACAUACUUGAACAGCAAGAAGUGAGCAGGGAGCAGCUCAUCCAGAAGGUACAGGCGCUCAUUCAGAGGUCUCCCUCUCUGAGGACAAGCUUUCUUCAAGGUGCCUUGGAGCAAUUUGUCCCGUCGUUUGAGCUGGUGAACAGGAAGCUGCCCUUUGGCCUGGCUGAGUCGGGUCUGUGUUUCCAGCCCUCAGAUGGCUCCGGUUGCCCAGCUGAGGUCACCCAGACGUCUCUGGUGUGGUUCUGCUCUCCUCGUACCUCUUCCCAGUGGCUGGAUCACUGGGCGCGACAGAGACUGAAGUGGUGGAGGACAUUUGCCCUGUCUCCAUCGGACUUCAGCAGCCGUGACGUCCCAGCGGAGGAACUCGAAGAGGCGGCGUCUCGCGGUGUGAGGAUCAUCUACAGCUUCCCGUGGGGACAGGAGACGUUAGAGACGCUGUGGAGCAGAGGACACACCGAGCUGCUGCACACACACAAAGGAGUCCGUUCCAAACUACAGUGGCGAGAUGGUCGUAAGUCAGUCCCUCACGUCGUCUCAGUAACUGGGAACAUGGACCGCGGUGUGAUGGCCUUCCUGUCCAACUCACUCCAGCAGCUCAAGAGAGAGGACCGCAAGCAGAAGCUGCUGAGGAGAAAGGUCCUGAAGUUGCACCCAGUGUUGGCUCCAGUCAAAGUGGCUUUAGACAUUGGCAGGGGGGCCACUGUGGAGCUGAGGCAGGUUUGUGAAGGGCUUCAGCAGGAGUUUAUGGAGGCUAAGAUCCCUGUGUGGCCUGGGUACCUCGAAACUCUGCCAACGUCAAUGGAGCAGCUGAACGCAAAGUACGAUGAGAUGGGAGUGCUUUUCACAGUGGUGAUCGGUGAGAACACGCUGGAGAGCGGCCUCCUUCAAGUCCGCAGCAGAGACACCACCAUCCGAGAGACCAAGCACGUCUCUGAGAUCAAGAACUUCCUCUGCAGAUACAUUUCUGCUGCCGACAACGUCUGAAUGGACUUUUUGUUUCGGCAACUAAGACUAAAGUCUGAAUAUUGUGCUGCUUUCGUUUUGCGUUUCCUCCUUGAGAGGAAUAUUUCUUCUGAACAGCGCAUUUAAUGGGAAUUUGUCUUUUCCAGAAUUGCCAGAAUUCCUUCUGGUUCAGUGUGACCUCAGUGUGUUCAGGUAUAUUUCGCUGAUUGGUGGCAAUUCUGUACCUCGAAUUUUAAAAGGCUAAGAAGCCUUUUUGUGACCUGGGAAGAACAAGAUUUGUGCAUGUUGCUCAAAGUUUAUGUGGACACACCCAUGGUGCAUGAACCCCAAGUUUCUUAUUGGGUAUGAUAUGGGGACUCAUCCUACAGUCUCCCUCAGCACUUCCAAGGCAAAGAGGUGGAUCAGUACCUGUCUCACUGUCUGAUUUCAACAGGGUGGUAUUUACAUGAUUGGAGGAGAAUUGAGAUCAUUGUUUGCUGUGUUUAUUUCUGUCUCACUUCCUGUUCAAAUAUACAGUGUCUCUUAAAUAUUUGACUUUUUGUAUUUCGGUUUGUAAUGGUCCUUGUGCUCCCUGUGAGUUGUCGUACAUUAAUUGCUUAUUAAUGUGCCACUUGUGAAUCAAUAUUUCUCUUGAGGUUCAAAGAUGAUUCUUGACCCUGGAAAAACUCAUCAAAGGUCCAUUUUGUAGCUGUUCGUGAGCUUUCAAUCAUAUAACAUGAUCUUCAUCAUAUUUCACAUAUAUCUUUAAACUGUAUGCAACAAGGACUUUGAAAUCAUAAUAUUCGUCUAUAGUCACACCAGACAGAUCGUUAAUCGUUUUUAUAAUGCUGAAUAGUGGAUUAUUAUUUCAUUAUUUCUCUCUCUCUUCAGUUCCUCCUGUGCUGUUCUCUGUUAUGACCGAGUUAUAUGUCAUUAUAGAUCAUUUGUUGCUCAUCAGUGCUCUCAGUGAUAUAAAAUAAGAUAAUCCUUUAUUAGUCCCGCAGCGGGGAAAUUUACAGGAUUACAGCAGCAUAGGGUAUAGUGCAAACAAGAGACAUAGUAAAAAAAUAAAUAAAAAAAACAAGAUCAAAAAUAAGUAUUAUAAAUAGCAAAUAAGCAAUAAAAACAGUAAAGAAUCCACAAUAACUGAAAUAUUGUAUAUACAGACAUAACUAUUAUAACUAUAUGUGUAUGUAUAUACAUAUAGGAAAGCCAGCUGGGCAGCUCAUUCAGCCAUCGGCUCAUUCCACCAAAGAGCAGGACGGAGCGCUUCAGAUGCUCAUUUGUGCCCACUGCCAUCAGACUGUACAACAACAGUGGAGACCACAGUCUCUCAUCAUGCUGACAGACUGUGCCCCCCCAUGUGGAUAUACUGUACAUUUUUAUUUUUAUUGUAUAAUAUGUUUUAUUUAUUAUCUGUUUCUAUGUAGUUGAGCUGCUGCAACACCCGAAUUUCAAUAAAGGAAUAUAAUAACUACUUUGAA